UCUGAGCUGCGGAACGCUAGGCUUCUGAGGCAUUUCCUCUUUGGGACUGCAUUUCCCAGUGGCCACCACGCCGAAGUAGCGGCCACUUCCGGCACCCAAGGGUCGUUGUCCUGGGGGAGUGAAGCCCUCAGGUCGAGAAAGGAGUCGGUGGCUGCCAGAGGCCUCUGCUGAGCAGGACGCCAGCCGGAGGGACCCGUCAGUGUGGGUGGGCAGAGAGAGGCGCUCAGGACAGGGCGCUGACAGGCACCCGAAGGAGCUUCGCCCGAGCGCGCGCGCCCAGCGAGGAGGGGAUUGUGCUACCGCGAGGGGCGGACGUGGAGUGUGGGGGUGUGUGCGUGAAGGCGCGCCUGGUGCCUCGGUGCUGCGGUGACGGGGAGAGGGGACGUGUGGACACUGAGUGUGCUUUGCUGUGGCUCUGUGUGCGUGUGUGUGUCACCGGGACCAGUGGCCCGCCGCUUCCUCAGUUUUCUCUCCUCCCAGCCACGUGGCUGCCCCAUACCGAUGCCCCCAGUAGGAGGUCAGAUGCUGAGCCUAGAAUGAAAGUUUCCCUCGGAAAGCCCAGGCCUGGACUUGGAGUGGGGAUUUUAGUGCUGCAGGUGCCUGUCUGGGUCCCCCACGGGGGCAGCUGCAUGUUCAGAACCACCGCAUUCUCAGAGUAAUGUCCCCAGGAACCAGCUUCGAACUGGUUCUCAUCCCAUUUUGUGCGAAGUAAGGGAGGUGUGGCCCUGGAGAGUGCUUUCAGAUUUAGUCUGCGCUCCAAGAAAAGCCUGGGGUCUCAUGUUCGCUUUCUCCUUCCCCAGUCGUACCAUUAUCCAGAAGGACCCCGAGAAGGAUGAGAGUAUUAUUGCUGCAUGUCUAAAGUCAAGGGAGGGGAGGCAUGAAGAAGAUGGACAAAUUUUGUCAUUCUAAAAGCAUGGCUUAUGGAUCUCUGUCGUUCAGGGACGUGGCCAUCAGCUUCUUCCAAGAGGAGUGGGAGUGCCUGGACCCUGCUCAGAGGGCUUUGUACAGGGACGUGAUGUUGGAGACCUACAGCAACCUGGUCUCAGUGGGAAGUUCCAUUUCCAAGCCAGAUGUGAUUGCAUUAUUGGAGCAGGACAAAGAGCCCUGGGUGGUUUUGAGGAGAGAAACAAGCGGAUGGUACUCAGAUUUGGAGUCAAGUUAUGGAGCCGAGAAAUUAUCUCCAGAAAAUUAUAUUCAUGAAAUAAAUUUGCCUAAACAGAGUAUAAACCAAAUAAGUAAAACUCUUGGCCUCAAGGCCUCCAAUUUUAGAAAUGACUCAAAAUGCAGAAAUAGAUUUAGGGGACAACAGGGACAUCAAGAGGGGUGUAUUGGUCAAAAGAUAAUAAGCUAUGAAAAAAUGCAUACUUCUACUCAUGGUACUUCUCUUAUUUACACUACAGAUAAGCCAUAUGAAUGUAAGGAAUGUGGGAAGUACUUUAGUCGUGGUUCAAAUCUUAUUCAGCAUCAGAGUAUUCAUACUGGAGAGAAGCCCUAUGAAUGUAAGGAAUGUGGGAAGGCCUUUAGACUUCUUGUUCAACUUACUCGACAUCAGAAACUUCAUACUGGUGAGAAACCCUUUAAAUGUAAGGAAUGCGGGAAAGCUUUUACUCUUCCCACCCAGCUUAAUCGCCAUGAGAAUAUUCAUACAGGUGAGAGACCAUUUGAGUGUAAGGAAUGUGGGAAGUCCUUUAAUCGUAGCUCAAACCUUGUUCAACAUCAGAGUAUCCAUACGGGUGCAAAACCAUAUGGAUGUAAAGAGUGUGGGAAAGGUUUUAAUCGUGGUUCAAAUCUUGUUCAACAUCAGAAAAUUCAUUCUAGUGAGAAACCCUUUGAAUGUAAGGAAUGUGGGAAGGCCUUCAAAUAUCAUUACCAACUUAUUGAACAUUGUCGAAUUCAUACUGGUGAGAAACCUUUUGAAUGUAAAGAAUGUGGGAAGGCCUUUAGUCUUCUAAUAGAGCUUGCACGACAUCAGAACAUUCAUACUGGUGAGAAACCAUUUAAAUGUAAGCAAUGUGGCAAGGCCUUCAGUCGUGGCUCGAAUCUUAUUCAACAUCAGAGCAUUCAUACUGGUGAGAAACCAUAUGGGUGUAAGGAAUGUGGAAAGGCUUUUAGACUUCACCUACAGCUUGCUCGACAUCAGAAAACCCAUACUGGUGAGAAACCCUUUGAAUGUAAGGAAUGUGGGACAGCCUUCCAAUAUCAGUACCAACUUUUUGAGCAUCAGCGAAUUCAUACAGGUGUGAAACCCUAUGAAUGUAAGGAAUGUGGGAAAUUGUUUCGUCGUGGUUCAAACCUUAUUCAGCAUCGGAGUGUUCAUACUGGAAAGAAACCUUUUGAAUGUAAGGAAUGUGGAAAGGCCUUUAGACUCCAUAUACAGCUUAUUCGACAUCAGAAAUUUCAUACUGGUGAGAAGCCUUUUGAAUGUAAGAAAUGUGGAAAAGCCUUUAGUCUUCUCACUCAGCUUAAUCGCCAUGAAAAUAUUCAUACAGGUGAGAAGCCAUUUGAAUGUAACGAAUGUGGGAAGUCCUUUAAUCGUGUCUCAAACCUUAUUCAACAUCAGAGUAUUCAUGCUGGCGUGAAGCCAUAUGAAUGUAAAGAGUGUGGUAAAGGCUUUAAUCGUGGUUCAAAUCUUACUCAGCAUCAGAAAAUUCAUUCUAGUGAGAAGCCCUUUGAAUGUAAGGAAUGCGGGAAGGCCUUUAGGUAUCAUUACCGACUUACCGAACAUCAUAGAAUGCAUACUGGGGAGAAACCCUUUGAAUGUAAAGAAUGUGGGAAGGCCUUUACUCUUCUGACACAGCUUACUCGACAUCAGAACAUUCAUACUGGUGAGAAACCAUUUAAAUGUAAGGAAUGUGGCAAGGCCUUUAGUCGUGGCUCGAAUCUCGUUCAACAUCAGAGUAUUCACACUGGUGAGAAACCCUAUGGAUGUAAAGAAUGUGGAAAGGCUUUUAGACUUCAUCUACAGCUUUCUCGACAUCAGAAAACCCAUACUGGUGAGAAACACUUUGAAUGUAAGGAAUGUGGGACAGCCUUCAGACAUCAGUACCAACUUACUGAGCAUCAGCGAAUUCAUACAGGUGUGAAACCCUAUGAAUGUAAGGAAUGUGGAAAGAGCUUUAGUCGUGGUACAGACCUCAGAGUACAUCAGAGAAUUCACACUGGUGAGAAACCCUUUGAAUGUAAGGAAUGUGGGAAGGCCUUUCGACAUCAUUACCAAUUUCUUGGACAUUACAGAAUUCAUACUGGUGAGAACCCCUAUGAAUGUAAGGAAUGUGGGAAAUGCUUUACUUGUGGUAGUGAACUUAGAGUACAUCAGAGGAUUCAUACUGGUGAGAAACCAUAUCAAUGUAAGGAGUGUGGGAAGGCCUUUAGUCGUAGCUCAAACCUUAUUCAACAUGUUAAAAUUCAUACUGGUGAGAAGCCCUAUGAAUGUAAGGAAUGUGAAAAGGCCUUUAGCAAUAAUUAUGAACUUACUGUACAUCAGAGAAUUCAUACUGGUGAGAAACCUUAUGAAUGUAAGGAAUGUGGGAAAACUUUUAGACUUAGUUCAGUCUUUACUGCCCAUCAGAGAAUUCAUACAGGUACGAAACCCUAUGAAUGUAAAAAAUGUGGAAAGACCUUUAGUUGUAGCUCAAACCUUAUUCAACAUGAGAGGAUUCAUACUGGUGAGAAACCUUAUGAAUGUAAGGAAUGUGGGAAGGCUUUUAGACUUAGGUCAGUUUUUAUUGCCCAUCAAAGAAUUCAUACAGGUCUGAAGCCCUAUGAAUGUAAAGAAUGUGGGAAAGCCUUUACUGUGAAUGGUCAGCUUACUCGACAUCAGAAAAUUCAUAAUCGUCAGAAGUCCUAUGAAUAUAACAAAUGUGGGAAAACCUUCACUGGAUAUGAACAACUUACUCAACAUCAGAGAGUUCAUAGUGGCAAGAAAUCCUAUGAAUAUAAAAACAUGUGGGAAGACCUUUCAUCAUGGACUGAGAUUUGCUCAACAGCACAGUAUUCCUACUGGUGAGAAACUUUGGGUCUGAGUAACAUGGAAAGAAUUAUAGUUAAAGCAAACACCUUAGUGUUGAGAGGACAUUUUGGUGAGAAAGUCUUUGAAUGUAAAGAAAUGUAGGGUAGCCUUCAUGUUCACAAUUUACUAAUCGUGAAGGAUAUUUUCCUAGGUAUGUUAAUUUCAUACACUUAGAAAAGCCUUCAAAUUCAAGCUGGAGGAAAACUGUUGUUGGAACAAAUGUAAGCUAACAACUACCUGAGGCAGGUGCUUUAUCACCAUUGCCACUUCACAACCUGUGUGACAUUAGGUGCCUAUCCAUUUUGUGCAUCAUUUGUAAAUGGCAACAAUAUAUACUAGUAUAUAGUAUAUAUAUAUAUACUAUAUAUAUAUAUACUAUAUACUAUAUAUAGUAUAUAUAGUAUAUAGUGAGUAUAUACUAGAGCAAUUAUGGGAAUAAAUGUGUUAUCCUUACAAGAGUAUUUGGCACAUGCUUGUGCUCAUAAAGAAUAGCUUUUAUGUUUCAUUAGCAUUAUUGUUGAUGACAGGAAAACUGUAUUAUUGUGAAUAAUUUAGAAAAAUCUCAUCCAUUCCUUCAUUAUUAAAUUUUAAAUAAGUUCUGUAUAAAAUUUCGUGGAAAGUAAAGACUACGAGAGGAUUUUCAUUAAGAGUUCAUUCCUUAAGUUACAUCAAAAAGUUAAUUUUGGAAAGAAACCCUAUGGAUUUAGGGAGUGAAGAGAUGUUGAAAAACCAGGUGUUGAAGAAUCAGGGAGAGGUUUUUAAGUGAUUUGUCUAUAAAAAUGUCAACAGGAAGAAAAUGUAUAAUUUAUUUCUCUGUCCGGAAGUGAAGAUAAAUAUUGGUGAAAGAAAAAUAAAAGCUAUCCAUUUAUAAAUUUUUCAACUUUAUCAUGAAAAUUGCACAUAUGAAAAAGUUGGAAGAAUAAACACCAUAUACCCCUACGUAGAUUCAAAGUUGUUAACAAUUUGACAUUAAUUUUUCUGUAUAUUUUGUGUUGCACCAUGAGAAUAUGUUUUAGACAUCAUGAUACUUUCCCCCUUAUUACAUCAGUAUGUAUCUCCCAAACAUAAAGAAAAUCUCAUACAGCCAUAGUACCAUAAUUACCCUUAAGGAAAUUCUCUGUAAUUCCACAAUAUCUAUCUUAUCAUUUUCUUCAUUGGCCUCUAAGAUGCCAUUUACAGGGGUUCAUCUUCUAAGUAGAAUGCAUUCCAGAUUCCAUACUGUAUUUGGUUGUUAGCGCUCUUUAUUCUUUUUUUAGUCUACAACAGUGACUCAAAUUUUCUUGGAUAUCAGAAUCAUCUGUGGAUCUUAGUAAAAAUACAAAUGUCCAGGACCACUGGACCUCUGUGUUUUUUCUUAGCUCUCCAGGGGAUUUUGGUAUGCACUAUGGAGAGCCACGGAUCUAGAACAUUUCUCCUUUUUCAAAAAUUCUUUUUUUUUUUUUAAGAUUUUAUUUAUUGGGGCGCCUGGGUGGCUCAGUCG
Molecule: messenger RNA, 5489 nt
Organism: Ailuropoda melanoleuca (giant panda)
Lineage: Eukaryota; Metazoa; Chordata; Mammalia; Carnivora; Ursidae
Product: zinc finger protein 780B
Exons: 5
Coding region: 878-4006 (1042 amino acids)
Biological process (GO): regulation of immune system process; negative regulation of transcription by RNA polymerase II; regulation of cytokine production
Cellular component (GO): nucleoplasm
Molecular function (GO): DNA-binding transcription repressor activity, RNA polymerase II-specific; RNA polymerase II cis-regulatory region sequence-specific DNA binding
Source: RefSeq, a predicted model, not a curated record